This is a messenger RNA of Chelonia mydas (Green sea turtle), 2734 nucleotides long. RefSeq names its product semaphorin-3F. Lineage: Eukaryota; Metazoa; Chordata; Testudines; Cheloniidae. Gene Ontology annotation, molecular function: semaphorin receptor binding; chemorepellent activity. The transcript has 18 exons. The record is from RefSeq and is a predicted model, not a curated record. The coding region runs from base 194 to 2362 and encodes 722 amino acids. Gene Ontology annotation, biological process: negative regulation of axon extension involved in axon guidance; neural crest cell migration; semaphorin-plexin signaling pathway.
GGCGGGCAGGGAGGGGUUAACCGGGGGGGGGGAUCAGCUGCUGGGCCCGGGAUUGGCCGGGGGAUUAUCGGCCCCCUUCGUCCUGGGACCGUCCCACCGCGGGGGGGGCCGAGGUCUCAACCCCCCCGGACGCCGAGCGGGGACGGAGACGCCUGGGAGCCGGGACAGACUCGGGGUGCUGCCUGCCCCUGCCAUGGCCCCCCCAGCGCCUGCCCUCCUGCUGGGGUUGGUGCUGCCCUGUGCCCUGGCCUGGUCCAGCCCCCUCAGCGCCCCCCGCGUCUCCCUGUCCUACGCAGAGCUCCUGCAGACCCGCACCGCCCGGCCCUUUGCUUUCGCCUUCAACACCAGUGACUAUCGGAUCCUGCUGCUGGACCAGGACCAGGACCGGCUCUACCUGGGGGCCCGCGACUACCUGGUGGCCCUGGACCUCCACAACGUCAACAGGGAGCCGCUCAUCAUCCACUGGCCGGCAUCCCAGAGUCAGCAGAGCGCCUGCCGCAUGGCGGGGAAGGGGCAGCGGGGCGAGUGUUUCAACUACGUGCGUCUGGUCGAACCCCUGAACCGCACCCACCUCUACGUCUGCGGGACGGGGGCCUGCCAGCCCGUCUGCGCCCUGGUGCACCGCGGCUGGCGGUCACAGGAGUACCUGUUCCGCAUGGUGCCGCGGUCGCUGGAGCCGGGGAAGGGGCGCUGCCCGUACGACCCCCGUCAGAGCAGCCUGGCCACGCUCGUCAACGGGACACUCUACGCUGGGCUGCACGUGGAUUUCAUGGGCACCGACGCGGCUCUUUUCCGCACCAUGGGCCCCCGGCCGGCCGUUCGCACGGAGCAGCACGACUCCCGCUGGCUGCACGACCCCGUGUUCCUCCGGGCCCACGUGGUGCCGGACAGCAGCGAGCGCGGCGACGACAAGCUCUAUUUCUUCUUCCGCGAGAAGGCGCUGGAGGGCGCCGUGGGGCCCGGCGUGCUGGCCCGGGUCGGCCGGGUCUGUCUGAACGAUGACGGUGGGCAGCGGGCCCUGGUCAGCAAGUGGACGACGUUCCUGAAGGCCCGGCUGGUUUGCUCCGUGGUGGGCGAGGACGGGGUGGAGACCUUCUUCGACGAGCUGCGAGAUGUGUUCCUGCUGCCGACUCAGGACGAGAAGAACCCCCGGGUGUACGGGCUGUUCUCCACCCUGGGGUCGGUGUUCCGGGGCUCGGCCGUCUGCGUGUACCCCCUGAGCGCCAUCCGCAGUGCGUUCAACGGCCCCUUCGCCCACAAAGAGGGGCACGGCUACCAGUGGGUGCCCUACACGGGCCGCGUGCCCUACCCCCGCCCCGGAGCCUGCCCGGGCGGGGCCUUCACCCCGGGGCUGGGCUCCACGCGCGAGUUCCCGGACGAGCUGGUGACCUUCGUGCGCUCGCACCCGCUGAUGUACGACCCCGUGUACCCGGCGCCGCGCCGCCCCCUGCUGGUCCGCGCCGGCCUCCCCUACGGCUUCACCACGCUGGCCGUCGACCUGGCGCAGGCGGCCGACGGGCGCUACGAGGUGCUCUUCCUCGGCACGGACCGGGGCACGGUGCAGAAAGUGGUGGUGCUGCCCAAGGACCCAGGCGUCCUGGAGGAGCUGACACUGGAGGAGGUGGAGGUGUUCAAGACCCCAGUCCCCGUGAAGACCCUCUGGAUUUCCUCGAAGCGGCACCAGCUCUACGUCUCCUCGGACGUGGGGCUGGCCCAGCUGAGCCUCCAUCGCUGUGGGGCCUACGGCCCGGCCUGCGCCGACUGCUGUCUGGCCCGGGACCCCCACUGCGCUUGGGACGGGCACCGCUGCACCCGCUACAGCCCCGCCCCCGGCAGGCGUGUCCGGCGCCAGGACAUCAAACACGGAGACCCCCUUCGCCAGUGCCGGGGCUUCAACGCCCAGGCUGAGCAGGAGCUGGGGGAGCAGGUGCAGUUCGGGGUGGAGGGGGGCAGCGUCUUCCUGGAGUGCCGGCCCCCCUCCCCCCGCGCCCAGGUCCGGUGGCUGCUGCAGCUGGAGGGUGGCACCCGGCGCCCGCUGCCCCGGGAGCGGGUUCUCCUGCAGACGCCCCAGGGGGUCCUGCUGGGCCCGGUGGCGCCGUCGGACGGGGGCCGGUACCAGUGCGUGGGCACCGAGAACAGCUACACACGCCCCCUGCACCGCCUGCUGCUCCGGGUCCUGCCCCGCGGCCUGCUGGGGGGCCCCCCGCCCCCCGCCUGCCGGAGCCAGUGGGGCCGGCCCCGCCCCGGAGCCGGGCAGGGGGGCCACAACGGGACCCGGACCGGAGCGGGACCCAGCCCGGGGGGCCCGGAGCGGCGACGGGACCGGGCCGGAGCCAGCCGGCGCCCCCCACCCCGGAACUGACUGGGGGCCCGAGGCCGGGGUGAGGGGCUCGGACCUUGGGGGGCACCGGCUGGGGGGUGGGUUCGUUCCACAUUCCACGGCGGGCCCCGGAGCGAAUCGCCCACCGCUGGGGAGGGGGGGCCGCGUUUCCUUUCCAUGUACAUAGUCUCCUUUGCUGAUGGGGGGGGGAGGCGGGGAACCCGGAUGCCUGGGUUCCCCCCCGUUUGAUUUGCAGAGUCUAUUUUUUCACAGCUGGGGGGGUUUCUAACACGGCUGGACUUGGGUUGUUUUAAAAUUAAUUUAUUUUUUUAUCCUGCCCCCGAUUUCCUGUGACCCCGUCUGCUGUGGACGAAUCCGGCUGCCGCCGAUUAAAGGGGCCGGUCUCUGAUUUUC